CACCAGCUUAGUUUCAGAUGGCGAGAUACUCAACUGGCACGGUUGUUGACUUUUCUAAAUCUGUACGAAUCGUUGUGAUUGGUGACAAGGGCACUGGAAAGUCCAGCUUGAUUGCCGCUGCAGCCACCAAUUCUUUCCCUGCCAAUGUCCCUCCUGUUUUGCCUGAUACCAAGUUGCCUCUUCAGUUCUUCCCUGACGGUAUACCCGUCACCAUCGUUGACACUUCCUCAAGGCAGGAAGAUAGGGGCAUGGUUGCCGAGGAAUUGAAGCACGCAGAUGCAGUGGUUUUGACACAUGCCAGUGACGACCGACCUGAGACUCUCCAACGUUUGAGUACAUACUGGCUUCCAGAGCUUCGGCGGUUAGAGGUAAAGGUUCCUAUAGUUGUAGCAGGCUGUAAGCUUGACCUCGACAAGAACCAGGCCAGCUUCGAACAAGUGAUGUCACCUAUAAUGAACCAGUUUCGGGAGAUUGAGACUUGUAUCGAAUGUUCUGCCCUGAAGCAAAUCCAGGCACAAGAAGUUUUCUAUUAUGCACAAAAAAAAUGUCAUUCACCCAACAGCACCUCUGUUUGAUCAAGAAACUCAGGCAUUGAAGCCACGGUGUGUAAGGGCCUUGAAGCGUAUCUUUAUACUAUGUGACCAUGAUAAAGAUGGUGCUCUUAACGAGGCUGAGUUAGAUCAAUUUCAGGUUUUAUUUCCUCUUCUUGUGAUCUGGCUAUUUCAUCAUCAAUAUGGCUCUAGACUAUCCUUUACAAUUCUCUUUAUCCCAAUGACGCACCUAAUAGUUGUCUCAAAUAGGUCAAGUGCUUCAAUGCGCCAUUGCAGCCUAAUGAAAUCGAAGGUAUUAAGAGGGUUGUGCAAGAAAGGUUACCAGAAGGUGUGAAUGAAAUAGGACUGACAGUGGCUGGCUUCCUGUUUCUACAUG
Messenger RNA from Brassica napus (rape), 927 nucleotides. Its product is annotated as mitochondrial Rho GTPase 1-like. The record is from RefSeq and is a predicted model, not a curated record. The transcript has 5 exons. Gene Ontology annotation, biological process: mitochondrion organization; regulation of mitochondrion organization; small GTPase-mediated signal transduction. The coding region runs from base 18 to 575 and encodes 185 amino acids. Gene Ontology annotation, cellular component: mitochondrial outer membrane. NCBI's taxonomy places the organism in Eukaryota, Viridiplantae, Streptophyta, Magnoliopsida, Brassicales, Brassicaceae. Gene Ontology annotation, molecular function: GTPase activity; GTP binding.